Serinus canaria (Common canary) is the source of this 9169-nucleotide messenger RNA. RefSeq names its product dynein axonemal assembly factor 9 (gene DNAAF9). Bases 1 to 3531 code for a protein of 1176 amino acids. The transcript has 37 exons. The record is from RefSeq and is a predicted model, not a curated record. NCBI's taxonomy places the organism in Eukaryota, Metazoa, Chordata, Aves, Passeriformes, Fringillidae.
AUGGCGCUGUGCGGCCGCUCCGCUCUCCUCCCGCCGCCCCCGCGGCACCGGCCCCGGCCCCGAGCCCCGGGGCCCUUCGUCAGCUGCAGCCGCCUCCGAAAUAUUCAGAGUAUUCUGACACAGAGCAGCAAAUCUCAGCCUGAUGGAAUCCUCUGCAUUUUAGGCAUAGACAGUCGAUACAAUGAAGGAUGCAGAGAGCUGGCAAAUUAUCUGCUCUUUGGUUUGUACAACCAGAACAACAAUGACUUUGAAAGGACAGGUUUUCCUGAGGAAGUUCUGGAUGAUAUAAUCAUAUUAAUAAAACCUGACAGUGUUCAUCUGUACUGUAACCCUGUGAAUUACAAUCAUCUUUUACCCUAUGUGGCACACUGGAGGAACUUGCAUUUCCACUGUCUGACUGAAAAUGAGUAUGAAGAUGAAGAAGCUGCAGAGGAGUUCAAGAUUUCCAGCUUUGUGGACAUGGUCAGGGAUUGCAGCCGCAUUGGGAUCCCCUACAGCUGCCAAGGCCACCUGCAGAUAUUUGACAUGUUCAUCGUGGAGAAGUGGCCGAUUGUCCAGGCCUUCGCGCUCGAGGGGAUCGGCGGCGACGGCUUCUUCACCAUGAAAUAUGAAUUAAUGGAUGUCAGUGCUGAUUUAUGGAAGACCUACAGCAAAAUGGAUCCUGUGUCCUUGGAGGAUUUGCUUUUUGAGGAUUUAACGAUUUUUGAACACCAGUGGACCAACUUUUUUGCAAAUUUUGACACUGAAAUUCCCUUCAUUCUGGAACUCUCAGAAUCUCAGGCUGGGGAGCCCUUCAGAAGUUAUUUCAGCCAUGGCAUGAUCUCAAGCCAUAUAACAGAUAACAGCCCGAGCAGGCAGCCCUUUGUCCUGUUUGGCAGCCACUCCACAAAGGAAAACUUGAACACUGGGAACUUUAAUUUUCCAUCUGAAGGGCACCUGGUGCGAAACACUGGCCUUGGUGGGAGCACUGCCAAGCAUAUGGUAGUGCAGUGUGUGUCUCCAAAGGGACCCCUGGCUUGUUCAAGGACCUAUUUUUUUGGAGCCACUCACAUUCCAUUCCUGGGAAAUGACAAUGAGAUGCACAAGCAAGCUGAGCAAGUUACGCUGUUGUCGCAAAUAUAUUCUGCUGUUGUAGAGGCUGUGCUUGCUGGCAUUGAGUGCUAUGCUAAAACUUCCACUGAAUCCAAGGCAAAGGAGGUGGCAGAGCAGGUGCUGCUGUCUGUGUUAGACACCCUUGGCUUAGCCCAGCUGAAAUCUGCUUUACGCUCCAAAAUUGCUUUUCAAAUCCAGGCUGUGAACAACCAUGGCAGAAUUACUCCAUUAGAUAACGAGGACAGCCUGAGUUUGAUUAAAACGGCAUCCAUGAUGGUGUUUGACAUUCCAGACCUGCUCACAGGAAGAGGAUGCUUGGGAUCUGUUGUGUUUUCAGAGUCCUUCCUGACAUCACAAAUACAGGUCAAAGAAAAAGAUGGCAGCAUCCACCCAGACUCCAGGCACGUUAUCCUGACUGCAGCUAUCCCGAGAUUCGCUUCCUGGCUGGUUGAAGACAGUGAUGUGAAACUGUCUGAAAAGGCACAGCAAGUAUUGAAGGAGGACAAAUCUUUCCUGGGCACUUUCCUCACUGGGGGUGAUGGAGUUUAUAUCUGUUCCAGCAAUGCACAGGCCAUGCCUGCAGAAGGCAAACUGUAUUUCUUUUCUGAUGGAAUUCUGUUCUGUGAUCCCCACCACGGCAGCAUUUCCAUUUCCAAAACCCACAUGAGUUCCAUCUCUCUCUAUGAUGGGGAUUCCAACAGCAUCGUUGCUGCUCUCUUCAUAGACUUCAAAAGUUCCCUGCUUCCUCAUCUCCCCAUUGAAUUCCACACCCAGAACAACUUCCUGAUGAUUGCACUUUUCCCCAAAAGAAAGAUUUAUAAAGCUUUUUAUUCCCAGGUUUUCUCUUCAUGGCAAAACCAGGCAAACUCAGGAUUAUCUUUAAGGGUUGUCCCAGAAGAAUUUCUGUCUGAGGAACAAAGGAGGCUGCAUUCCAGUGUUCAGAAGCUCUUCAAUGCCUCUUUUGCUUCUGGGGAAAGAUGCAGAGAGCUGAAACUCUCUGCUGCCAUUCCAGGAUUGGAGAGGUUUGUGCAGCACUUCACAGUCAGCAGUGUCAGCACCAAGCCAGUGAUGAGAGCGCAUCUUCCUGUCCUUCUCCAACAGUCAGAAACCAUUUCUGACAGCAGAGCAGAAGGUGAUAAGGUGAUCAUCACCAUCCUCACUGGGCUGCCAGGGUGCCGUUCCAGCGACCUCUGCUCUUUCCUUGUCACUUUUACCAAGGAGCAUGGCAGGUGGAUUGUGUAUCGGCAGACCAUGGACAGCCCGCAGUGUUUCAGUGCCUCCCACUUCCAGCGCUACCUGACCGGGCUCCUGGAGGCCCAGCAGAACCUUGGGGUCCAUCAGCCCACCCUGAAGAGCACUGGGAAGAGCAACAGGCUCCUGGUGGUGCUGCAAGGGUACACUGAUGUUAUUGAUGUUGUGCAAGCUCUGCAGACUCACCCUGACCCAGAUGUGAAAUCUUCUUUCAUCAUUGGAACAGUCAACACCUGUGUGGAGCCUCUGAGCUGCUACAUGGAACACAGGCUUCUUUUUCCCAAGUUCUUGGACCAGUGUUCACAAGGACUGGUGAGUAACGUGGUUUUCACAAGUCAUGCCACAGAGCAGAGGCACCCACUGCUGGUGCAGCUGCAGAGCCUGAUCAGAGCAGCAAAUCCUGCAGUUUCCUUCAUCCUGGCAGAAAAUGGGAUUGUAACAAGGAACGAGGAUAUUGAACUAAUUCUCUCAGAAAGCAGUUUUUCAAGUCCUCAGAUGAUGAGAGCUCGAUAUUUAAUGUACCCUGGCUGGUAUGAGGGCAGAUAUGGGGCUGGGCCCGUGUUCCCUCCCAUGGUUCAGAUCUGUGUGUGGUUCAGCCGCCCUCUGGAGAAAACAAGAUUUGUCACCAAGUGCAAAGCAAUCAAGUCGUUGCUCAAGCCAAGUCCUUUUUCUGGAAACAUUUAUCACAUCAUGGGCAAAGUGAAGUUUUCAGAUGCUGACAAAGUCAUUGAAGUGUGUCACAACACAGCAGCAAAUUCCCUCAGCCUGGUGCCUGUUCCAGAGGGCCCAACUCCUCCUGAUUCCAGAAAUGAUCCCAGAGACUGCGGCAGUCAGCAAGAAUAUUUCCUUGUGUUCAUUGGCUGCUCCCUGAAGGAAGAGGACAUCAAAGAUUGGCUCAGAGAAACUGCAAAACAGAAACCUCAGAGGAAAGCCCUGAAAACCAGAGGAAUGUUAACCCUUCAGGAAAUCAAAAACAUCCACGUGAAACGCCACUUGGAUCCACUCCCAGCUGGUUAUUUUUACAAUGGGACUCAAUUUGUGAAUUUUUUUGGUGACAAAAUGGAUUAUCACCCAUUAAUGGACCAGUUCAUGAAUGAUUACUUGGAAGAAGCCAACAGGGAAAUUGAGAAGUACAACAGGGAGCUGGAGGAGCAGGAGUACCACGACCUCUUUGAGCAGAAGAUUUAAGCACGUGGAUGUUCCUGAGUGUUCCUGUCCUUGUGUCAGGAACCAAAAAUGCUCUUUUGUCCUUCUGGCUCCCAAGAAAUCGAGUGAAAUGUCUGUUUUCAGCACUCCUUCCCAAACUAAGGGAUUGUUCCCCUAAGGUUGGCAUUUAACAUGGUAACUGCUUAGCUGUUUGUACUGUCAGGAUUGCUUCCACUUCACCUUAAUUCCAGACUGUACAAAGCAUCACCUGGAAUCUCUGGCUUGUGGUGGAAACGUGGGAAAAAGAAGAAGAAGGAGGAGAAAAGAAGCAAAACUGGAUUUAUUUCCUAAAAAAGGUCAGAAUGUAAUUGUGAAAUUGGGCCAAGGUGCAGAUAUCAAACAGUCCCUGGGCCUCCCUUGGACAUCGUUGCACAGGGGGGAGCUCAGGAUGUGGGAUUGGGGUUCCCAAAGUGAGAAAUGGGGGAACAGCCUCCCAAGAGUCCCCAAUCCCAGAUUUUUUUGGGUGUUCCCAAUGCAAAAAUGGGGGAGUAAUUUAAAAAAGUAAGAGAGUCCCUAAUCCCACAGCUGCUGGGAUGUUCCCAAAGCGAGAAAUGGGGGAACAAUGAGGAAAACUCAGAAAAGUCCCUAAUCCCACAGCUCUUGGUGUGUUCCCAAAGUGAGAAAUGGGGGAACAAUGGGGAAAACUCAGAACUGAGUCCCUAAUCAACAGCUGUUGGGGUGUUCCUAAAGUGAGAGGUGGGGGAAAACUUUCUCAGAGUCCCUAAUCCCACAGUUGUUAAGAUGUUCCCAAAGCAAGAAAUAUGAGAAUGGUUCAAAAACUUAGAAUCCCUGAAUCUGCAGCUCUUGGGGUGUUCCCAAAGCGAGAAAUGGGGGAACAGUGGGGAGAACUCAGAACUGAGUCCCUAAUCCCAGAGCUGUCAGAGCAUUCCCAAAGUGAGAAAUGGGGGAAUAUGAGCACCUGAUCCCACAGUUGUUAGAAUGUUCCCAAAGUGACAGUUGGGGGGACAGUGGGAAAAAUAGAGGAAUCCUUAAUCCCAGAGCUGUCAGGAUGUUCCCAAAGUGAGAAAUGGGGGAACAAUGGGAAAAACUCAGAAGAGUCCCUAAAUGACAGUUGUUAGGAUGUUCCCAAAGCGAGAAAUGGGGGAACAAUGGAAAAACUCAGAACUGAGUCCCUAAUCCCACAGCUCUUGGUGUGUUCCCAAAGGAAGAAGUGGGAGAAUGAUGAAAAAAUUUAGAAUCCCUGAAUCUGCAGCUGUUGGGAUGUUCCCAAAGCGAGAAAUGGGGGAACAGUGGGGAGAACUCAGAACUGAGUCCCUAAUCCCAGAGCUGUCAGAGCAUUCCCAAAGUGAGAAAUGGGGGAGUGGGAAAAGCUUGGAUGAGCACCUGAUCCCACAGUUGUUGGGAUGUUCCCAAAGUGAGAAAUGGGGGAACAGUGGGGAAAACUCAGAACUGAGUCCCUAAUCCCAGAGCUGUUGGGGUCUUCCCAAAGUGAAAAUUGUAGAAACAGUGGGAACAACUCAAAGGAGUCCCUAAUCCCAGAGCUGUCAGGCUGUUCCCAAAGUGAGAAAUGGGGGAACAGUGGGGAAAAUUCAGAAUUGAGUUCCUAAUUCCAGAGCUGCUGGUGUGUUCCCAAAGCAAGAAAUGGGAGAAUGGUUCAAAAACUUAGAAUCCCUGAAUCUGCAGCUCUUGGGAUGUUCCCAAAGUGAGAAAUGGGGGAACAGUGGGGAGAACUCAGAACUGAGUCUGUAAUCCCAGAUCUGUCAGAGCAUUCCCAAAGUGAGAAAUGGGGGAAUAUGAGCACCUGAUCCCACAGUUGUUAGAAUGUUCCCAAAGUGACAGAUGGGGGGACAAUGGGGAAAACUCAGAACUGAGUUCCUAAUUAACAGUUGUUGGGAUGUUCCUGUUCCCAAAGCAAGAAAUGGGGGAACAGUGGGGAAACUCAGAAUUGGGUCCCUGAUCCCGCAGAUGUUGUUGUGUUCCCAAAGUGAGAAAUUGGGGAACACUUUCCAGAGUCCUUAAUCCCAGAGCUGUCAGGGCAAUCCCAAAGGGAAAAUUGUGGAAACAGUGGGAACAACUCAAAAAAGUCCCUAAUCCCAGAGCUGUCAGGGUGUUCCCAAAGAGAGGGAAGAGGGAACGCUCCCACCCCCACCUGUGCCAGGGCUCAGCCCAUCUCAAACUCAGCACAGUUUGAGUCUGCACUCGAAAUUCUGACUUUCAAGAAAAGCUAUUUAUACAUUUCAGGGUGAAACCAGUGGAGAAAUCUUAAUUUCUUCCCAGUGCUCUCACUGGGAUUCUGGAAAAUAUUUCCUGGUUGGCUGCAAUGUGCACCUUGCUUAGAUUAUCCCUGGAGGAUUCCUAUUGCAAUCCUUAAAAUUAGGCAAGGCAAGGGGGAGAUUCUUCAGCUAAAGAAUUCCUUUCCAUGAAGAGAAAUGAUUUCCAAAGGUAAAAAAUAGCAAAGGAUGUUACUUGAAAGAGGCAGGAACUUGUUUGUGGAGCUUCCAGAAGAGUUUGCACGCCGUAACAUUUCACUGUGCUGGUGAGAAAUCAGCUUUUGAAGGACUUGCAACAGAAUUUUCAUAGUUCCUACAUGACAGAGCAGGAAUGCUGGCAGCCUGUGCUGACUUAAUUCAGAAUCAUUUUAAAGGAGGCUUUAUAAAUCCCUGCCUGAAGGAUUAUAAAGUACCUUAGCAGCUACUUACAGGUAAUUAUUGGAGUUUAUUUGAAUAAGCAGAUUAUUGUAGCAUGCAUGUGUUCAGAAUUUAGGUGAGAGCAGCCCAGCAGGAAUUUUUUAUUUUCAUAUUCCUUUGCCUUAGGGACAGCUCAAUCUUUUACUGCAACUGCAGCUUUUCUUUCUGACCAGAUGUUUGUGAUACAGCAAGAAAUGGAACGAAAAAUCUCUUGCAGGACACUUAAAAUACUUCAAAUGUGUCUGCACAGCCUCAUCCCGAGGCAGGAAAAUGAGAUUUAACCCCUGCCAUCAAACCUGAGGCUAAAUUAGAGUUUAUCCUUUGCUAAGGAGAUGUAUUUUUUACCUUUGGAAUAUGAAAUAAGUGAAAUUUCAGUGACCUGAAACACAUUUUAGGUCUUCAUGGCUGGCUGCCUGUCCUGUGAGUGUUGCACAGUGCAGAGCUGGAAUUCCAGGUGCUGCAGGCUGGGAUAGAAAUAUUGAUAAGGUUUCAUUCCUUGCUUUCCUCCUAGAUUUAAAAAGCUGUCUGAAGACUUUAAUAUUUUAUUUUCUUUUUUUUUUUUUUUGCACACCACGAGACUUUAUAUAAAAGCUACUUGUAAUCCUGUUAGAGGCCAGUAAAAGCCAGCAAUUAGUUUGUGUUUUUAGGCUUUCCUGGGGUAUUCCCUGGAUCACAAGUGUGGAGCAUCCUGAUAAAGCUCGUGAGUUUUAUCUAUGCAUGGCUAAAUUUUAGUCUUAAUAUCCUGUAGUGCCUGUAGAGCAAAGGUAGCUAGCAGUGGGUUUGGGGGGCUGCCAGGGGUUUACAGCUCAAUCCAGUUGGUUGCACGAAAUGAUUUCACAGCCCAGAAUUUUUAGGAAUCUCCAAAUUCUGGUGGUGGAGCUGCAAUCCAAAGGGGCAUUAGGAACCUGAGCUCCAGUUGGAAUUGCUUUGCCAAGGAGCUCAGUGUAAACCCAGCUGUUCCAGUGCCAGUUCUCUCACCUGCAAAGCCAUAUUUUAUAGAGUAGUGGGAUGUGAUGUGGGAAGAAAUUCCAGUGGUUGGGACAGCAGGCACGUGGUGGAGGCUUUGUCUCAACUCCUGAGUGGGUACAGAGUAGAUUUAAGUGCAAUUGAUUGAGAAUAGAUGAAGAUGCUGUAGCUGAUUUUUGCUCUGCUGAACUCUUUUUAAGAACUCCAAUUUGUGCAGCUCUCAAAUCAAUAUGGAUGGGGCUUGAUCCAGCUGGAAUUCUAAGCCCUGUGAAGAACAAAAAAAUGGAAAUAAUUGGGUUGUGAGUGUGCAAAUUGAGCUGUUCCUUAAAAACUGGAGCAGAAGAGCUGGGAACAAAGGCCCAGAACCCUCCUGUGCUGUGCUGCAUGUGCUCUAUGGUCAUAGCUGUGUAUCACAAAGACCUUUCACCAGACUGGUACUGGCUCAAUUCAUGUAUUUUGGUAUUGAAAGAAAUUGAUUACCUCAAUUUUUAUCCUUUAUUUUUGAACUGUGACUUUCAAACAGAACAACAAUAAAAAAUAGAAAAAAAAAAAAAAAGAAAAAUACCGAAAUAGUGAAACUGUGACAAUGGAAUCCUUUAAAAGUAGUAGUGCCUUGCAGAUGACACCAUUUAUUCCCAAAUAAAUGGAUGUCAGGGGUUGCAAACCCCCUUUUUUUUUAAAGGAAAAUAACGGUUUUGGUGAAAGGACUUAAAAAAUUUAACCUAGUGACAAAUAUUAGCACAAAUGGUUAAACUGUUUAAAAGAAAACUCUUUGAGGACUGAGAUGCCUGAUGCUGCUGUUGAAGAGCAGUUGCUGAUUUUUUGGGAGUCGAUUCUAACGAUCAGCAGCGCUUUUUGAAUUUUAUUUUAUUUUUUUUUUAUUAGAAGAGUGUAACUUUUGUACUCUGGUCAAAGCUGUUUGUACUGUAUGGAAUCCCCAGCCCAGGGGAUUUGGUGUCCUCACUCCUUGGAAGUCAAGGUGAGGAUGGAACUCGAGGUUUGAACAAUUUUUGCUACUGUAUAAUUAAAAAAAAAACAACAAAAAAGCACCAUUUCUAACCCACUGAUGUUUGGAUCCAGCAAAAGUGCCAUUACACCUUUUCCUUUUCUCUUUUAUUGUACUUGGAAAAAUUUGUGUCCAGGCAUUGCUGAGCUUGGGAAGUGCUGAAGAGUCCUCAAGGGGUUUCCACGCUUUGCUGACCUUUGUUAGCAGCUUGUGGUGGUGUUUUUUUCUUUCUCCUCACCAAGAAUGAGUGGGAUCAGAAGUUACUGAAGUUAUAGGAUUCAAAUGUGACAAACUUAGCAGGGGAACCUGUGCAACUUGAGCUGCUCUGCAAUCUGGGAGGAUUUGAAUUUUAAGCUGUGCAAUUUGGGAUUAAUCCAGUUUUACUCUUUGCAAUUAACACACCUGAUUGCAGGGAGGAGUUGAGUUGCACGUGGGAGUUCCCUAAUAAGUUGGAAUUUCUUUUUUUUAAUUAUUGUUAUUUUUUAAUUGAAACUUGUCUGAAUUUGCACAGAUUUAAGCUCUGGAAUACUUUGUUAUUCUUGAAAAGGGAAAAAAUAAAAAUUGUGACUAGUAUAGUGAAUUGUGAACUGUGAGUUGGUAGAACCACAAGGUUGAUCUAAUCUUAGGUUGUUAAAAAUGUACCUCAGAAAGCUCGUGAGAAAUUGCUUCAUUUUUACCCAACAGCCAGAUCCUGAUGUAACACUUCUCACUUUACAAUGUGCCAAAAUUCACUUUUAUACUAGUUCUCAAUGCUUUAAUAUUUGCAAGUCGAAGUGAAAAACGUGUUCUUUACAAACACUACUGUAACUUCAGUUCAGCUGAAUGGUGUGAUUGAAGCUUUUUGCCUCUCCUAUUUAUUACACAACUUGAUUCAGUAAAUAUAAAAUGACCUUUCCAUUUAUUUUUGUAUUGUUUUACAUGUUUAUACCUGCAGUUUGUGUGACUUUUACACCUGUAACUCAGAUGUGAUGGAAAGAACCAAUAAACAGUAUCCAUCCAC